Messenger RNA from Cyphellophora attinorum, 468 nucleotides. RefSeq lists its product as uncharacterized. The record is from RefSeq and is a predicted model, not a curated record. The transcript has a single exon. Bases 1 to 468 code for a protein of 155 amino acids. Lineage: Eukaryota; Fungi; Ascomycota; Eurotiomycetes; Chaetothyriales; Cyphellophoraceae.
AUGCCUCGCGCAUUCGGUUUCGAUGGCGACUCCGCCAUGUAUGAAUCACUCGAGCGCAAAGUCCUUGCCGACGAAGCCGCUCGCAAGAAAUCGCUCGCAGAGACCUCUGCUGACCCAAGCACCAUCACCACCAGCAGUCACAACAGCAACGACAAGCGCCGUCUAUCAAACCCGUUCUCGGCGAAAUCACGCAGCAAAGACAGCAAGGCCACAUCAACAACCACAGUCCUCACGGAGACCAGUAACGCAACAGCACCUGAGCUGCUUACUUCGCCCACCAGGAGGGCUGCCAACGACAACGAAGCAGGGCUCUCGUCCGCCAAUAGCAAGAAGUCGGUCGGAGAGAAGGUCGCAAACUUUCUCUUCAACGGCGGGCGAAGAUCGCGGCAGCAGCAGUGGGGCGAGCAGCGAGUUGGGAUGAGUGACGGUCACGUUGAGGGGCAUGUAGUUCGGGAAUCGGCUUCGUAG